CCAGCAGUUGUCAUCUCAGCAGUCGAUGGCAGAGUGGCACAUGUGCUGCUCUUAGUAAGACGCUCUUUCUCCGCAGGAUCAUAUCCCUCUGCGCUCUUCGGCUUGGACUAUCUCAUAUUUGGAGUUCUUUUUGAAAAAAGAAAAAAGAAAAAUCAACUUUCCUCAGUUCAGAAACCAGAUGCUUUUCUGUUUUAUACAACCUUUUUAAUCUUUGACGGAGCUGCCCAGCUGAGGUGAAGGGGAGGGCAGAAGAUCCCAGUGGAGCCAGAGCGUGGAUGACCUGCCCCCAGCAACGAGACCAUGAUCUGACGAGGGAGCCGUGCACCCCAUUCUUCUUCUUCUCCUUCUCCCUCUUUUUUAUUUAUUUAUCUAUUUAUUUAUUUAUUUAUUUUUUCAGCCAUUGUGGUGAAAGCCUCUGUGCUCAGGUGCCUCAAAAAGACGUCAGUGUGAAAAAAGAGAGUAAACUGAAAGCAACUGAACAUUUAAAGAGGAAAGAACACAACAAGAGCCAUCUGUGACCUCAGAUAUUACCACUGCUCCCCCGUUCCUCCCACUGCAACACCAGAACCAUGGGGAGGAAAAAGAUCCAGAUUCAAAGGAUCACUGACGAACGCAACAGACAGGUGACAUUCACCAAGCGGAAGUUUGGUUUGAUGAAGAAGGCGUACGAGCUGAGCGUCCUGUGCGACUGCGAGAUUGCCCUCAUCAUCUUCAACCACUCCAACAAGCUGUUCCAGUAUGCCAGCACCGACAUGGACAAGGUCCUGCUCAAGUACACCGAGUACAACGAGCCCCAUGAGAGCCGGACUAAUGCCGACAUCAUUGAGGCUCUGAACAAGAAAGAGCACCGGGACUCUGAGAGCCCAGACCCCGAGGAGCCCUUCUCCCUCACCCCCCGCACUGAAGAGAAAUACAAAAAAAUUGACGAGGAGUUUGAUAAAAUGAUGCAGAACUAUAGGCUGUCAUCCACAGUCCCACAGCCCACCUUUUCCAUGCCAGUCACCGUGCCAGUAUCCAAUCAGAACGCAGCCGCGGCCGCAGCCCUUCAGUUCAGCAACAACCCUGCUGGCGCCCUGGUCACCACCACCUCAUUCGUCACCUCCACCCUCACAGAUCCCCGCCUCUUGUCGCCACAGCAACCAGCUUUGCAGAGGAGCACCGUGUCACCAGGGUUACCACAGAGACCAGCCAGCGCAGGUGCUCUGCUGGGUGGAGAUUUGGGGAACUCCAAUGGAGCGUGCCCAAGUCCAGUCCCUAAUGGCUACAUCAGCGCCAGGGCCUCACCAGGCCUCCUCUCCGUAUCCAAUGGCAACAGCCUGGGGAAAAUAGUCCUGGCUAAGUCUCCAGCUCCACCCAGCCCUCAGAUGGUCAACAGCCGCAAACCGGACCUGAGGGUCAUCACUUCACAGAGUGGCAAGAGCCUCAUGCAGCUGACAGAGGAAGAGCUGGAGUUGGUGAGUGAGAAUGCUCAGCGACUAGGAGGCUCGCAGGUGGCACAGUCACUUACCACUCCGGUGGUCUCCGUGGCAACGCCCAGUCUCCUCGCACCCUUCUCCAGCGUGCAGACAGGCUACAACCCUGAGUACCAGCUGACGAGUGCAGACCUCACAGCGCUCCAGACGUUCACACCACCAGGGCUGAUGCCUAGCAACAUGGUUGCCUGGCAACAGCAACAGCAACCAGCAGUGUCCCAGCAACAACAACAACAACAACAGCAACAGCAACAGCAGCAGCAGCAACAACAGCAGCUGACUUUGGCGUCCCUCAGUAACUUGGUCAUGUGGGGUGCAGAGAAACAGAAUGCGGAGAUGAUUAACUGCAUCUCCAAUUUUGCUGCUAACCUGAGGCCAGUGGGCCCGGUUCCUCACGGCGCCGCGCUGACGGUCAACACCAACCCCAACGUCAACAUCAAGUCCGAGCCCGUGUCCCCGAACCGCGACCGCAGCACUCCCAGCUCGGUCCCCGGCGCGGGCGGAGGCGGAGGGGGUCAAGUGCAGGGACAAGGUCUGGUUUCCAUCGCUUACCCCGGCACCCUGCGCCUGGAGGCGGGAGGCCAGGGCCGCUCGCCCGUCGACAGCCUCAGCAGCAACGGCAGCUCGUACGAGGGCAGCGACCGGGACGACGGCGCCCAGGGGCGAGGCGGAGGCCCGGACUUCAGUCACCAGUCCGGCGGCCAGCAGCCCACCAUGGUCCUGCUGCGGCCCUCGUCGGCCGAGCCUCAGGAGCAGGACGGGACGAACAUCAAGAGGAUGAGAUUGGAUGCCUGGGUCACAUAAAGAGACGGAGGGGAAGAGAGGGAUGGACAGAUGGAGGAUGGAGAUAUGUACUUGCGGCUUGUGUACAUGCCCCCACCAGACCUGAUGCCCCCUAAAUGUCCCUCUUGCAUACACACACACACACACACACUCACACACACACAUAAUAUAACCACCAACGACCCAAUAACCUGCAGUCCACACAGGAAACACAUUUGUACACAACAAAAGCAUGCAAACACUUACACGUGUGGACACUCACUUGUAUGGCGAUGUGCAUUCACGUCUGAACAUUCACGGAGCAGAGCGUGGGUGGAGCUGCCGGAGCAGGGAUUACUCACCAGUACCGUUGUCACGCCGGCCUUGGUUCCGCUGCAUCAGAGUAUCAAGUGAAUGAGAGCGUUUUAAAACCACACGGACCGCCGCUGGCAGAGCAGACAAACAAACAAACAAACCAGACUUGGUUUCCCAGCAUGCCUUGCAUUAGAUUUGCGGUUGUGAUGUCCUCACGGUCUGUUAAUGCACAGUAGAUUAUGAUCAAACACGACAGCACUGCAUUAAACCAGUGCAUGAAAUGAGUCCACAUCUUUGUCCACAUGGGCCCGUAUCGGUCGUACUGCUGUGAUCGAUAUCUUGAUCCUCGUUUCUCGGAGCUGCCUGGCCGGAGGUUUGCUUUUUUUUCUAAAGCAUAGAGUUUGGUCCUGUUCUCUUGACUGUUUUAAAGUGUUGAUUCAAUAUUGGCUUUAAAGACACCAGAGUAUAAACUUGUUUCCUUCCCGAGCCAAGACGUCGCCAACAGCCUGGCACGAGAACGACGACCCCGGGGUCUUUAUCUGGUCGGACCGACGCAGACUAGCUGUAAACCGCUGACGCUGAUUUGUUGCUGAGGUAAACGACUGCUUUUCUUUGAAUCAGGGACGAGCCGGAACGGCUCGACAGCACGACACGGACGCUCCUCGAUUCGCCCCCACAUUUUAUCCACUUAGGAUGCUGAGAAAGCCGUUUGUGCGAGCGUGUGAGUGUUGUGCGCACGGGCUUCUUACCUCAACUGCUGGAGUUUCUUUUUGUUUUGUUUUUUGUUUUUGUUUGUUUUUUAAGUAAGUGAUCUGGACAAAUGUUCGCUCCCAAUUUCAUUAUCGAACACACACUGACAAUGCACACAGCUGAAACUGUUUUUGUAACACGAAAUGUUCGAGGAGGAGGGGAAGUGGGGGUUGGGGGUACCAUGUAUAUAAGCAAUCUAUAACCUUUGUGGCUUUUGUGUGACAGGGAUAAGGUGUUUUAAAGGUUGGAAAAUAGGUCAAAUACAAGUAUAUAUUUAAAGAGCGUCAGGCGGUUGCGAGGGCAGCUCUGUAUCUGAGGCGAGAGACGACAACAGACGACAGGGAUUGUAUAUAUAGACUAUAUAUUCAGCAGGUUAUCCCUUAACAAAACAGACAAAAAGCAAAUGUUGAUUCUCAGUGGAACAGUCGGGGGUUCUUUUGUUUUUUAUUAUUUUAUAAUAUAUAUAUAUAUAUAUAUAUAUAUAUAUAUAUAUAUAUAUAUAUAUAUAUAUAUAUAUAUAUAUAAUUAUUUAUGUGUAUAUAAAGUGUAAUAUGUGGACAAGCCAAGAGAGGGUGCUGUAGAGGCAGAAAGGGAAGCCGUGGUGACUUUGACUGUUUUUUUGAGUGAGCAACGGUUUGGACUCUCACUGAUGGAGCGCACUUUACCUUAACUCCCACCUCUGACAGCCGACACACACACACACACACACACACACACUGAGCAUAGACAGACUGAUGUAUCUUGGUUACAAUGCCACAAUCAACAGGUAUGCAUCAAAUGUUUGAGCUUUUUAUUACAUUGCUUCAACCAAUCAGAGGUUCUGUUUUGACCUGCCAGCUCACACAUGCUGCCUAUUUAAAAUCAGUGUAGUUGGUUGAUUAAAAAAAACAGAUACUUCCAACAUUUUACACAAAAUCAGCUAUCGGGUAAUAAGCAUUUUGCAUUAUAAAUCCAAUUCAUCAAAAGAAAAAAAAUUUUUAGAAAGUUUAUAAGUUUAAUCCUUCAGACAGGAAUAAAAACUAAAGAUCCCUGAGGAGCUAUGAACCCCGUUCAUCAUUCAGUACCGGCUUCUUAUUUCAACUUCACACAAUCAUAACCACUGCUCGUCAUUGAAUAUUUUAUAUUGUAUAUCAACGUGCAAAAAAGUCCAGUAUUAUUUGUUAUAAAACAUGUAAAUGCCAAACUCUGGAACUCACUCACGCAGGACAUGAUUAAGCAAGCCAAGUAAGUCCCUCACCCUCUCUCUUUUUUAGUUCUGGAAGUUUACCCUUCCUUCUUGUUAAAAGCCAUUUAUUGAUAUUUAAGAAGCCUCUCCUUCACCUGUCACUGGUUGGCUGUACUUUUAUAUUGUGGAGAGUUUUUAAAACAAACAAACAUGAAAAAAAAAAAGUCAAUGAAGGAAAAAGAAAUACGAAGGAUGUCAUUUUUGUACUUGAUAAAAGUGUAAGAUUGUGAUUUAGGGUUUAGUGUGUGGAUUUUAAAACCAUAGGGGUCAAAAGUGCAGGCAUUUAUUUUCAUAAAAGCACUCUCUGCCUCCACCCAUUUGCGUGUGAAAAGCACUGGAAGCAGAGUUCGGGUAUCAUUUGUCAUUAAGCCGGAGGUUUCAGAGCGAUUCUUGAUCUUUUAAUGACUACCUCCCAAAUCCAACACGGGCUGGUGGCUGACUGGGUUUCACCGCAUCCCAGCCCAAGCAUCGUCCUCGUGUGCAGCCCCCGCCACCUCGCUCUUUACACCCCCGUCACUCACUUCUGGUUUUAUUUCCUCUCUGGAGGCUUAAUCUAAAAAAAAAAAAAAAAAGCCACAAACGCAUACAUGCACACACGUUUCAUUACACGCGCCUCCUUCUGUUUGCUCCGUCCAGAUAAACUGGUGUCGGCGCCGAGAUGAAGUUAUUAUGGGGUCAUUUUCACUCGUAACGCAACCGCCCGCCUCUCUCUCUCUCUCUCUCUCUCUCUCUUUCUCCAUCCGACUUUCAGCCUCAUCAUACACUGACACACACACACACACACACACACACACACACACACACACACACACACACACACACACACUACUCCCAUCAUCCUCUCCUCAGCUCAUCAGUGAUUUCUCAUUUAUUUAUCUCCGUCUGUCACUCACUCGUUACACCCUCAUCCUCUCGGAGACGAGUCUCACUGUCAAUAAUGCUUUUUUUUUUUUUUUUUUUGAGUGCGGGGCAGAGUGAACUUUAAUCCCCCCCACCCCCACAGUGUAAAAACACUUUGACUCUGUAGACUGUUGUGCUCUGAGCUGCGAACAAAGUAGAGAGAAAUGUAGACUAAAGCCAAUUAAAGUCUGCGAGCCACCCGCUUGUACAACAAUAAGCAAGGUGGCAUCUUUUGCGCCGGGACUGGAGGGAGCUUUGCUCGUCGGUGGGGCGGGUCAAAGGUCCUUUAAAGCCCUGCAAUGACUGUAAAAUAACACUAGGGGUCACUGUUACCACAGAAAAAACAGGAAGACAAUCGUGUUGAGAAAAAGGCUCCAAGAACUUGCUGUCCCCACCGCCACCACCGCCCCUGAAGAAGCGACACACGCUCCUGUAUAAUGAUGUUUCAAGGUCUCACUCAACUUUCCAGUGUUAAUUUGUGCUGGUGACAGUCUGUUUUAAUUGUUCUCUGAGAACUGAUAUUAUUGAUAUUAUCAUCAUUACCACAGCCUUCACUGAUGGUGGAUGUCAUGAUGAUAUAGAAAAUCUGCGUUUUCUUUGUGUAGGUUUAGACAUUUUUUGUUUUAUUUGGAAUUUGAUUUUAUUUUAUUAUAUGAAAAUAUCCUAUAAAUAUAUUUUUGCUUUUUUGUUUUUUUUUUUCCUUCUUCUUCUUCUUGGGGUUUGUUUUUCUUCUUCUUAAAAUAAAUAAAUAAAUAAAUAAGGGUGUUACUAAUGUUGCACGAUUUUUAUUACAUGAAACAACGCAAGCAAAAGUGAUAUUAGAGCACGUGUGGAUGUGCACGGAGGCGCUGAACGAGACGACCGGGAUGAACCGCUUCAAUGCUGCAACUUUUACAGUCAAAUGUACAAACCUCUCAGUCCACACGUGGUAGCAUGGAGGGGGGGUGAUGUGGGGAGGCGGGACACGUCUAACUUAUUUCUGACCAGACACCAUGAUGUCAAAGCAUGGCCGUUUCAAAGCUAGAGAAGAGUGAAUCAUGUUUUAGGAAAUAAAUUGUAAUAUUGACACAGAUACACAUCACACAGAAUUACAUGUAAGAAAAAAAAAUUGAAGAAAAAGUUUUAAGUAAAUUAUAGCUAAUAUAUUGUGUUCAGCUAGUCAGCUUUUUUGUUGUAAAGAUCUUUUUUUGUUGUUGUUUUUGGAGAAUGAUAUACAAUUUGUGUAUAUUUUCAUAAAUAAAGUAUGCACUGAUAUGUUAUUACAAAUUCUAUACUGCUUUUACAAAUAAAAAAAAAGUGUUUGUUAUUGUACCAAAGUAUCCAUUGGUCCCCUCUUACCCCUCUCCCCAUUUUGCGUAUGUUUUACCGUAUUUUAUAUAUUAAAUAGACAAGUUGACCUACAGAAAAGGGAGUCUGUCUUUUUAUUUUGUGCUUUUGGAAGCAGUAGUGCUAACUGGCCACUAGAGGGCGCUGCAGCGUGGGUUUUUGCCGUGAGGUCUUCAGGUUGGGGAAGUUAGCUCAUCCACAUUGUACAUUUGUUGUUGUUUUUUUUCAGAAACUUGAGAUAAAAAUGUAUUUUCUCAUUUUAAUAUGAAAUUA
Cololabis saira (Pacific saury) is the source of this 7023-nucleotide messenger RNA. RefSeq names its product myocyte enhancer factor 2d (gene mef2d). The record is from RefSeq and is a predicted model, not a curated record. Bases 570 to 2276 code for a protein of 568 amino acids. Gene Ontology annotation, biological process: positive regulation of transcription by RNA polymerase II; cell differentiation. Gene Ontology annotation, molecular function: DNA-binding transcription factor activity, RNA polymerase II-specific; protein dimerization activity; RNA polymerase II cis-regulatory region sequence-specific DNA binding. The transcript has 12 exons. Lineage: Eukaryota; Metazoa; Chordata; Actinopteri; Beloniformes; Belonidae.